AGAUGACCCCGUUUCGAGAAAACGACCAAUCUUGAUCAAUAUUUGUACAAUUAAUUUGAAAUCAACAGCUCGGACACAAGAGGUACGCCAUUUGCAAGUUAAUCAUGUUAGCAGUGUUUAGUUGCCUGGAUCAACAAAUUAUUGCGAGAUGUUUACUCAAUCGGGUCCCCGCGGAGUUUUCCCACAAAGCUUUCGCGCCGCCCCCUCCAAUCUGUCCCAUGUCAUUUGAUGCGUUGACUUCAAACUCUCCAACAACGUUGUAUUUCUUUACAUGACAAGUUCCUGGCGAGCUUGAUCGUCAACCUUUGAUUUGGAUCGUUUGCAUGUCUUUUGUUGCAGCGUCUGAAAAUGAAAUUCGCGCAGGCCGUAAUUCUCUUGGGGAUUUUGCACAGCUUAAUUUUGGGUGCGUUUACUUGUUCGCCGCCAAAAGGUUGGUUUCCACUGAACGCCACGACGCGAGUCAGAAAAGCUGACAUAGUGAUUUAUGGAACUGUCCGGGCGAGCCCCAGACGAACAUCGAAGAACGACCCUAAGGAAUUGUACAGUGCUCUCUUUGAAGUUCACUGUACCCUCAAGGGAGGAAAACUGCAUCAAUUUAUCAAUAUCUCGGGCUUCAGUGGCUUCGCUGGAUUGUGUACGCACUCUACUGCAUACUUAAACAAAACAUACAUCGCAUUCAUUCGUAGAGCUGUGAACUGGAAGACCAACACAACACGAUUCCUUGUUGACGAACUGGAUAACCUUCAAGAAGCGACAAUCCCUAUCAAAAAAAACAAAGGUGUGCUAAAGGACAUUAUGGAAUUGGUUGGAAAGAAUGCUACUUUGCCGAUAGGAGCAUCCAAGGAAACUUUGCCUGGAUGUCCCAAUUUUUUACCUCCUUGCAACUUUAACACAGGCAGAAACAACGGUAAACGGAGACUUUUUGUUCGGCAUCCAAGAUCACACAAGCAUAAAAAAAGAAGACACAAGAAGUGUCAUGAUGUCACCAUUCUGUCUACACAAACGACCAGCACGACAAAAAAACUGUCCACCAGAAAGAGUGAUAUGUCAGCAAACGAGCACACGGAAUCAAGUUUGCUCUCAACGACAGUCAAAAGACACGUGGAAGUUAGAUUUCUGCAACACAGUAACUCUAUAAGGAAUGCAGGCGUGCGGACACAAAAUGUUUGUUGGUGUUUCGUGUUGAUUUUUCACGGUUUGGUGUUCGUGGUGGUGAAGUGGCACCAGACUUGAUAUAAUAGCUUUGCUGAGGCAAGGUAAACAAAUUCCGACGCUAAGCGAUGAAAGUGCUUUGGAUACAUGUUACAUCGAAAGGCCGUGAAUCACGAUUCUUUCCCACGCGAUAUUCAUUAGCUUCUCGCACAGAACCAAUCGUUCUAUUAGUAAUCGAACAGGAAAGAUCACCGAUUUUUAAGUAGAACUCAUUAUUCAGUGCAAACAUGCUACUUCAACUGGAGUGUCAUUUACGACACAAUUACCACGAACACUGCGAAACGGAAAUGUACAAUGUAUAUUAACACGUGUGUUCCUGUUUUACUAAAUUACAACGUCAGGCGCACGUGUAUUGCGCGGUUCCGACUGGUUUGUCUGUGAACUUGACGUGCAACAGGAAAAAUAACCUCACAGGGUCUAGUAGACAAGUCUGCGAUUUUAGAGCUUCCCCGGCAUCGUUUCAGAACGAAAGCCGAGCUCAGCUUUUGAACUUUGUUCAUGCAUUUUGUAGACACAUCUGUUGCGUCAUUAAGAGACGGACAGGCUUCAGUUGAAAAUCCAGUGAUAGAUAUUAGAAGAGAUCAAUAACGUAUUUUAAUUCAACGCAGGAGAGAAAUUGAACUUCGAAGCGACAUUUUAACCAAAGGUCGCCUAAGAACAUUUGUAUAAGGCAGAUCGUUUAUUGUUUACAAAUAACCAUGUUUAAAAAUCAUUAAGGAGCCUGUAAAUACUAAUAAUAAUGAGAAAUAUUCGCUGACAAAGACUGUUUGGUUGAACUUCGACUUACGCUUAAUCUUCCCAAGGCAAAGAACGAUUGCGUGAAACCGCGACAAAACCACCUAAUUUGAAUACACUUGGUCUCAAUGUGAUACGAUUAACGUAUAAUUGGAAUCUAAAGCGACGGAAAACAGAGGAACAAAAACAAUUUGGACAAGUUGAAGGGGUCUUAGACUAAAAGGCCAAAAAAAAAAACCGUAAACAGACAUAGUAAGUGUAAGAAGAUUUAGGAGAUAGCCCUCUUUGUAGUGAGUAACGUCAAAGAAAUCAUAACUAAUCUGUUAAUUCCGUUUUUUUUAUGAAGAGGGAUUACUGUCAGUUUGAGGGCAAAUUAUCAGACUUUGAUUAGUCAUUAUCUCAUAGUGGCUCGAUAUUAAAAGCGAGUUUUCAAAGACUCUCCGCAAAAUGGCGGCAACGGACACGCGAGAUGUAAUUAAAGUAGAAUUAAUAAGUCACAGCCGAAAUUCUCGCUUUUUGAUUUUGUAUGUAAAUAAACUGCAAAGUUUUGUUAACA
Stylophora pistillata is the source of this 2503-nucleotide messenger RNA. RefSeq lists its product as uncharacterized. NCBI's taxonomy places the organism in Eukaryota, Metazoa, Cnidaria, Anthozoa, Scleractinia, Pocilloporidae. The record is from RefSeq and is a predicted model, not a curated record.